AUGUGUCAAUCAGAGGGCCCGGGCUUUGCCAAGUGUCUGGUUUCCAAGGCGAGGGCCACCUCUGCUGAGCCUGGCAUCAUGAACGGCGGCGUUGUGUUGGUGUUGUGCAUGGCGGCAUUGACUGUAGAUGUCAGCAUCACAGAUGAGAAGGUGUUAUCCAUCACCACGAUAAAGCAAGACCCAUACACAAUGUCCAGGGGCUCUGAGCUGGAGGGCUACUGCGUCGACCUGAUCUCUGAGCUCUCCAAGAAGCUGGGCUUCAACUACCAAGUCAACCUUGUGAAGGACAACCGCUACGGCUCACUUGACCCCAGUGGGAACUGGAAUGGUAUGAUUGGCGAGGUGAUCCGAGGGGAAGCUGACCUGGCUGUGGCUCCGCUGACACUCACUGCAGUCAGAGAGCAGUUUGUGGAUAUGACCACGCCCUUCAUGCAAACAGGCAUCGGCUUCAUCCUGCGCAAAGACUUGGCAUCCGAGGAGAGCACCUUUAGUUUCCUGUCACCCUUUUCCACUGACAUGUGGGUGGGCAUCCUCAUCGCCUUCCUGCUAACUGGGUUCUGCAUAUUUUUAGUGGCAAGGCUUAGUCCCAUUGAGUGGUCCGAGCCAGACACAGAGGAGCACAGCUUCACCUUGCUGCAUUGCUUCUGGUACAUCACCGCGGCCCUCACCCUGCAAGGUGCUGGACCCCACCCUAAAGCGCUGUCCGGACGUGUGGUUAGUGCCAUCUGGUGGGUUUUUGCAGUACUCCUGUUGGCCUGUUACUUCGCCAGCCUCAACUCCAUGAUGCGCUCCGAAACCAAGCACGUCUCCAUCAAGAGCUUCGAGGACCUCGCCAACCAGGAUGUCAUAGAUUAUGGGACGGUUGAUGGUGGUUCCUCAAUGGCUUUCUUUAAGAACUCCAACAACCCCGUUUUUCGCCGUAUCUACCAGCAUAUGGAGCGCAGGAAAAGUUAUGUAGCCAACAUGGAGGAGGGUAUCCGUCGCGCCCAGGACGGAAACUUUGCCUUUAUUGGCGAGGCCGUGUCUCUGGACCUAGCAGUGGCCCGCUACUGUAAGCUGACACGCUCCCAGGAGGUCGUCGCCAUGAGAGGCUACAGCAUCGCUGCACCUCUGGGUUCACCCCUGAUGAAAAACCUGACGGUGGCCAUUCUCCAGCUCAGUGAGUCAGGCGAGCUGACCUACCUGAGGGACAAGUGGUGGCCCAGCAGCUGUGUGGGAGCCGACGGCCGUCAUUCGUCCGGGGCCCUGGAGCCCCACAGUCUGAAGGGCCCUUUCCUCCUCCUGGGCCUGGGGCUUGGUCUGGGGCUCCUGCUUGCCCUGCUGGAGCUGGUGUCCAAGGCUCACAGCCAAGCCAAGGAUGGAAAGAAAUCGUGCUGUUCGACACUGACCGCAGAGUUGAGCCAGCGUUUCGGCAGCGGUGGGGAAAGCGCAGACCAAGAAACCUCAGACAAAAGCAAAGCGUAG
This is a messenger RNA of Lampris incognitus (smalleye Pacific opah), 1464 nucleotides long. RefSeq lists its product as uncharacterized. The transcript is spliced from 10 exons. Bases 1 to 1464 code for a protein of 487 amino acids. Gene Ontology annotation, molecular function: AMPA glutamate receptor activity; transmitter-gated monoatomic ion channel activity involved in regulation of postsynaptic membrane potential. Gene Ontology annotation, biological process: modulation of chemical synaptic transmission; monoatomic ion transport; synaptic transmission, glutamatergic. The record is from RefSeq and is a predicted model, not a curated record. Gene Ontology annotation, cellular component: AMPA glutamate receptor complex; dendritic spine; plasma membrane. Lineage: Eukaryota; Metazoa; Chordata; Actinopteri; Lampriformes; Lampridae.